This is a messenger RNA of Penaeus monodon (black tiger shrimp), 2871 nucleotides long. RefSeq names its product basic proline-rich protein-like. The transcript has 5 exons. Bases 1 to 2871 code for a protein of 956 amino acids. NCBI's taxonomy places the organism in Eukaryota, Metazoa, Arthropoda, Malacostraca, Decapoda, Penaeidae. The record is from RefSeq and is a predicted model, not a curated record.
AUGGAGCCAGGCUCCACUGGCAGCCUCAAGGGUACAAUUAAAACCUCCCGUUUAGGUCUCAGCUCGUUUGGCCACGCUCGGCCAUGGCACCGGAUCCCCGAGGAGCCUCCCGAGGGCUCGGCCAUGGCACCGGAUCCCGGGGAGCCUCCCGAGGGCUCGGCCAUGGCACAGGAUCCCCGAGGAGCCUCCCGAGGGCCCGGCCAUGGCACCGGAUCCCCGGGGAGCCUCCAGAUGGACCCCAGGGCCUCCCGAGGGGGUCGGCCAUGGACGGAUCCCCGGGAGCCUCCCCAGGGCUCGGCCCCUGGGGACCGGGGUCCCCGAGGGGCCCCCCAGGGGUGGCCAUGGCACCGGAUCCCCGAGGGGCCUCCGAGGGGUCGGCCUGGCACCGGGUCCCCCCGGGGGGCCUCCCGAGGGUCGGCCAUGGGACAGGCCCCGGGGGAGCCUCCCGGGGGCUCGGCCCUGGCACAGGUCCCCAGGACCUCCCGGGGCUCGGCCCUGGCCCCGGGUCCCCGAGGGGCCUCCAGAUGGCCCCCCCAUGGCACGGGUCCCCAGGAGCCUCCCGAGGGGUCGGCCCCUGGGACCGGACCCCCAGAGCCCCCCGAGGCCGGCCUGGGACAGGACCCCCAGGGGGCCUCCGAGGGUCGGCCAGGACCGGACCCGAGGAGUCCAGAUGGCCCGGCCAUGGCAAACCGGAUCCCCGAGGAGCCUCCCGAGGGUCGGGCCCUGGCAAAAGAUCCCCGAGGAGCCCCCAGGGGGCCCGGGCCUGGCACAGGAUCCCCCAGGACCUCCCCAGGCUCGGCCAUGGGCCCCACCCCUGGGGGGCCCCCGAGGGCUCGGCCAUGGGACCGGAUCCCCCGGGGACCCCCCGAGGGCUCGGGGCCCUGGCCCCGGUCCCCGGGGACCUCCCCAGGGCCGGCCAUGGCAAGACCCCGGGGAGCCUCCCGAGGGCUCGGCCAUGGCACAGGAUCCCCGAGGAGCCUCCCGAGGGCUCGGCAGGGCACCCGGAUCCCCGGGGAGCCCUCCCAGGGGGUCGGCCAUGGGAAGGAUCCCCGAGGACCUCCCGAGGGCUCGGCCAUGGGCCCCGGUCCCGAGGAGCCUCCGAUGGCCCGGCCAUGGACCGGAUCCCCGGGACCUCCGAGGCUCGGCCAUGGCACAGAUCCCCGGGGGGCCCCCCAGGGCCGGCCAUGGACAGGUCCCCGGGACCCCCGAGGGGUCGGCCCCGGCACCGGGUCCCCGAGGGCCUCCCCCAGGGGGCCGGCCCUGGGACCGGAUCCCCGAGGGGUCUCCCCAGGGGUCGGCCAUGGCACCGGUCCCGGGGAGCCUCCCGGGGCUCGGCCAUGGCCCAUCCCCCGGGGGGCCUCCAGAUGGCCCCGGGGGCCCGAAACCCCGGGGAGCCUCCCGAGGGCUCGGCCAUGGCACCGGAUCCCCGGGGAGCCUCCAGAUGGCCCGGCCAUGGCACCGGAUCCCCGGGGAGCCUCCCGAGGGCUCGGCCAUGGCACCGGAUCCCCGGGGAGCCUCCAGAUGGCCCGGCCAUGGCACCGGAUCCCCGGGGAGCCUCCAGGCCCAGCCAUGGAAAACCCGGUCCCCGGGGAGCCCUGGGGCUCGGCCUGGCCCAGUCCCCGGGAGCCUCCCGAGGGCCCGGCCAUGGACCGGGGUCCGAGGGGCCUCCCGGGGCUCGGCCAUGGACCCGGGUCCCCCGGGGAGCCCCAAGGCCCGGCCAGGCACCCGGGUCCCCGGGGACCUCCAAUGGGGCCCGGGCCCUGGCACCGGAUCCCCGGGGAGCCUCCAGAUGGCCCGGCCCUGGGACCGGAUCCCCGGGGAGCCUCCAGAGGGCCCAGCCCUGGCACCGGAUCCCCGGACCUCCCGGGGUCGGCCCUGGGACCGGAUCCCCGGGGGGCCUCCGAUGGCCCGCCAUGGCACCGGUCCCCGGGGGGGCCUCCCGAGGGCUCGGCCCGGCACCGGUCCCCGGGGGGCCUCAGUGGCCCAGCCAUGGACCGGAUCCCCGGGGACCUCCCGGGGGUCGGGCCCUGGGACCCGGGUCCCCGGGGAGCCUCCAGAGGGGCCCCCAUGGCACCGGACCCCGGGGGGCCUCCCGAGGGGGUCGGGCCCUGGCAACCCUCCCGGGGAGCCUCCAGAUGGCCCGGCCAUGGCACCGGAUCCCCGGGGAGCCUCCCGAGGGCUCGGCCAUGGCACCGGAUCCCCGGGGAGCCUCCAGAUGGCCCGGCCAUGGCACCGGAUCCCGGGGAGCCUCCCGAGGGCUCGGCCAUGGCACCGGAUCCCCGGGACCCCCAAUGGCCCGGCCAUGGCACCGGGUCCCCGGGGACCUCCCGAGGUCGGCCAUGGGACCGGAUCCCCGGGGGGCCUCCCCCGGGGCCCCGGCCCUGGCACCGGAUCCCCGGGGAGCCUCCCGAUGGCCCGGCCAGCACCGGGAUCCCCAGGGAGCCUCCAGAUGGCCCCCGGCCAUGGCACCCGGGUCCCCAGACCCCCCGAGGGGUCGGCCAUGGCCAAAAAACCGGAUCCCCGGGGCCCUUUCCCAGGGCUCGGCCAUGGGGACCGGGGUCCCGAGGAGCCCCCAGAUGCCCCGGGCCUGGACAGGGCCCCCCAGGGGCCUCCCGGGGCUCCCCAUGGGACCGAUCCCCGGGGGCUCCCCCAGGGCCGGCCAUGGCACCGGAUCCCCGGGGAGCCUCCAGAUGGCCCGGCCAUGGCACCGAUCCCCAGGAGCUCCGAGGCUCGCCAUCCCAUCCCCGGGAGCCCAAGGCCGGCCAUGUCCGGUCCGGGGCCUCGUGGCCCCUCAUCCUCCGGCCUCCGCUCCCGACAUCCGUGUUUUGGGACAUUUCACUAAAGUUGGAAGAGUCAGACUGCUCCAUAUAA